GGAGAUGGGGAACUGAGGAGGGGCGUGGGGAAGGGACAGUAGUCCGUGCCAUAGGGGUUCGUUCGAGUGUGAGUCUGGCAUUGGCCGGGAAGAAAGUGCCCCGAGGCAGUCAGCCUUGAAGCCCAGACUGCUCCGGACUCCUAGUCUGAGGAUCGGGCUGACCAGAAUGCCCCUUCCCUGACCUCUCCGGGUGGGAGGAGAAAUUGGGGCGGGGGGAAGGCUGCUGUGCAGCGGAGGAGAGCUGCGAUCUCCGCCUCAUUGGGCUCAGAACCUCCGCAGCCAGAGAGCCUCGGGUCCGACGCCCCUGGAACCACCAUGAACCAUUUCAGCAAAGCUGAACAAGACGACUGGCUAACAGUCUAUCUGAAAUAUCUCCUCUUUGUGUUUAACUUCUUCUUCUGGGUGGGUGGAGCAGCUGUCCUGGCUGUGGGCACCUGGACUUUGGUGGAGAAAAGUGGCUACCUGAGUGUCCUGGCCUCCAGUACUUUUGUCACAUCUGCCUACAUCCUCAUCUUCGCAGGAGCACUGGUGAUGAUGACUGGUUUCCUGGGAUUCUGUGCUGUCCUCAGGGAGCAAAAGAGCUGUCUCUCCACAUAUUUUGGCCUGUUGCUUGUCAUCUUCCUCAUUGAGCUGGUGGCCGGAGUUCUUGCCCAUCUUUACUACCAAAAGCUAAGUGAAGAACUAAAACAACAUCUGAACCAGACUCUGUCUGAGAACUAUGGCCAACCCAGAGCAAAGGAGAUCACAUACUCAGUGGACCAACUUCAGCAGGAUUUCAGGUGCUGUGGCAGCAACAGCUCAGCCGACUGGGAAUACAGCACCUACAUCCAAUCUCCAGAAGCUGAGGGACGUAAGGUACCUGACAGUUGUUGUAAGACAGUUGUGGUCCUCUGUGGUCAGCGGGCCCACCCUUCCAAUAUCUAUAAAGUAGAGGGUGGUUGUAUCACCAAGUUAGAACAUUUUCUGGCCAAUCAUCUCCUACUCAUGGGAGCUGUUGGGAUUGGAGUUGCUUGCCUCCAGAUAUGUGGGAUGGUUCUCACCUGCUGCUUAUAUGGGCGGAUCCAGCUGCAGUCAUACUGAAGGUUGAACACAUCAUCUUCCUUCUGGUUGGAGGCUCCAAAACUAAUUUACCAAGUUUCCAAUAUCACUUUUCAGCUUCUUCUCUACUGGAGCCAUAGAUUCUCCUUCUGCUUAGUGCCAGCAUGAUGGCCCCGUUUCCUUUGAAGUGCCUGAAAUCAUGCUGUCACACAUCCUGCAAUCUCCCUUCUUCCUGUGGGACUCAGGAUUCUAAAAACCCUGGCAUAAGGGAAAACUUUGUUCACUCCCUGGAGGAAGAUUGACCCUCGAUCUUUGCCUUUGAUAGUAAAUAAGUUCUUGGUGGAGCUAAGAUGAGAGUCUGGAUCUCUGAUAUCUCCCAACUUUGGAAUAUGGGACUUUGUAAGAAACUCCCUUUGCUUUUUGCCAUAUGAAUAAGAUUUGCAAUAUGUGAAUUUUUCUAAGUUUCUUUUAUUUUUUAGUUAGCAAGCAUUUAUUUUCUUUCGGUUCUAUGUAAAAGGGGUGGGAGGAGUGGGAAUCAAAAAACUUGUAAUAAGUGUCCAUAGUCAAGCCAAACAAAUUACCACCUUGACAAUGUCCAAAAAUUUAUGUCUCAUUUUGCUUCUUUAAGCUAUCACCUCUCUGUCAGUAGGUGGGUAACACAGGUCAUCAUCAGUCCUCUGGAGUUAU
Sarcophilus harrisii (Tasmanian devil) is the source of this 1725-nucleotide messenger RNA. It is a transcript of the gene TSPAN11, whose product is annotated as tetraspanin 11. Gene Ontology annotation, cellular component: membrane. The transcript has 8 exons. The coding region runs from base 316 to 1080 and encodes 254 amino acids. The record is from RefSeq and is a predicted model, not a curated record. NCBI's taxonomy places the organism in Eukaryota, Metazoa, Chordata, Mammalia, Dasyuromorphia, Dasyuridae.